Conger conger (European conger) is the source of this 5122-nucleotide messenger RNA. RefSeq names its product inversin (gene invs). The transcript is spliced from 18 exons. Gene Ontology annotation, molecular function: protein binding. Bases 565 to 3618 code for a protein of 1017 amino acids. The record is from RefSeq and is a predicted model, not a curated record. NCBI's taxonomy places the organism in Eukaryota, Metazoa, Chordata, Actinopteri, Anguilliformes, Congridae.
UAGCUAGCUAACAAUAUAUAGCCAGCUAUUGCUAGCUAGCUCGCAAUGUUGUUUGCUAGUUAACUAGCUAGGCAUACGUCUACGCUGCUAACGUUGGAUAUAACUUACUGUUACGAUAGUCUAGCUUUCUUGUCCCAGUUUGUCAAGGUGUUUGUGGCGCGAUUAUUAAAACUAUCGAUAGCAUCCAUCCGAUAUUAUGUUGGCUAGCAAAAAAGUAACGGUCACCAGUCCAAACUGGCUAUAAACUCAGCGAGAUUCGCAUUAAAAGCGUCUACCGACAAGAAUGAGCAGACUGCUAAACACAUUCAGAAAUGGGUAAAUAAUGCUGAAAUAUAUCAGCCACACUUUCAAUACUGAAAAAGACUAACGAACGAAUUAACCGUUAACGUUACUUGCACAACCAUCUGGGAUUCUUUGCAAGUUCGUCAACCUGGAGUUCUGGCAAAUCUGAUAACAUACUAUGUGUGAGGGUCUGAGCAUUACCCAGCACCUAGAGGCCCUGCAAGGGCCAGUGAAGAUGGAUUGAGCUGGAACAGACCCACCAAAGCCAACAGUGUCCUCAUCAUGGCGUCCCUGCUCCCGCUCUGCCCCGCCGACCCCGCGUCCCCUGGCUCCUCCCUCCUGGGCUCUCAGGUCCACGCCGCCGCAGUGAACGGAGACAGGAGCGCCCUCCACAGGCUGAUCACAGCCGAUCCCUCUCUGCGGGACAGGGAAGACCAGUUUGGGCGCACUCCUCUGAUGUACUGUGUGCUGGCUGACCGGCUGGACUGUGCAGAGACUCUGCUGAAGGCUGGGGCCUCCGUCAACAAGUCUGACCACAGCCAGCGCACCGCCCUGCACCUCGCUGCCCAAAAGGGGAACGUGCGCUUCAUGAAGCUGCUGUUGUCCCGCCGGGCGGACUGGCUGCAGAAGGACCUGGAGGAGAUGACGCCGCUGCACCUGGCAACCCGCCACCGCAGCCCCAAGGUCCUGGCCCUGCUGCUGAAGCACAUGGCCCCGGGCGAGGUGGACACGCAGGACAAGAACAAGCAAACCGCUCUGCACUGGAGUGCCUUUUAUAACCACCCUGAACACGUCAAACUACUCAUCAAGCACGACUCCAACAUCGGCAUCCCCGACAGCGAGGGCAAGAUUCCCCUGCACUGGGCCGCCCACAACAAAGACCCCAGCGCCACCCACACCGUGCAGUGCAUCCUGGAAGCAGCCCCAACAGAGUCCCUUCUCAACUGGCAGGACUACGAGGGCCGCACACCACUGCAUUUCGCCGUCGCAGACGGUAAUGAGGCUGUGGUGGAGGUGCUGACCUCAUACGAGGGCUGCAGUGUCACAGCCUACGACAACCUGUUCAGGACUCCACUGCACUGGGCAGCCCUGCUGGGUCAUGCCAGGAUCGUCCACCUGCUUCUAGAGAGAAACAAAUCUGGCACCAUCCCGUCCGAUAGCCAGGGCGCCACCCCGCUGCACUAUGGCGCUCAGAGCAACUUCGCCGACACGGUGUCUGUGUUCCUGCGGCACCCUUCGGUGAAGGACGACCCCGACCUGGAGGGCCGGACCGCCUUCAUGUGGGCGGCGGGCAAGGGCAGCGAUGACGUCAUCAGGACCAUGCUCGACCAGAAGGCUGACAUCGACAUCAACAUGGCCGACAAGUACGGGGGCACAGCCCUGCACGCUGCUGCCCUCUCUGGACACGUGAGCACAGUGCGUCUCCUGCUGGAGCGUGGGGCGAUGGUCGACGCGUUGGACGUCAUGAAGCACACGCCCCUUUUCCGCGCCUGUGAGAUGGGCCACCGUGAUGUCAUCCUCACCCUCAUCAAAGGCGAGGGGCGGGUGGACCUGGUGGAUCUGGACGGCCACACGGCUCUGCACUGGGCGGCGCUGGGCGGGAACGCCGAGGUGUGCCAGAUCCUCAUGGAGAACGGGAUCAACCCCAACGUGCAGGACCUGGCGGGACGUACCCCGCUCCAGUGCGCCGCCUACGGGGGCUACAUCAACUGCAUGGCCAUCCUCAUGGAGAACCAGGCCAACCCCAACUUCCAGGACAAGGAGGGGAGGACAGCCUUGCACUGGUCUUGUAAUAAUGGCUACUUGGAUGCGGUCAAGCUGCUUCUGGGAUACAAUGCCUUCCCAAAUCACAUGGAGCACAGCGAGGAGAGGUACACGCCCCUAGACUACGCCCUGCUGGGUGAGCACCAGGAGGUGACGCAGUUCAUGCUGGAGCACGGCGCUCUCUCCAUCGCUGCCAUCCAGGACAUCGCUGCCUCCACCAUCCAGGCCGUGUACAAGGGCUACAAGGUGCGCAAAGCCUUCAGAGAGCGCAAGAACCUGCUGAUGAGGCACGAGCAACUGCGCAAGGACGCCGCCAAGAAGCGGGAGGAGGAGCAGCGUAGGAGAGAGGCGGAGCAGCAGGUCUCAUUGGCUGAAGCGGAGCGGCGGAUGAAGGUGCUGUUGGUGGCUGAAGCUGAGAGUGCCGGUGAGGGCCCGACCCUCAGGGGCCACGGUGUCAGGAAGCCCAACAAGAGUGACCGCAGCCAGGCUCCCUCUACCAAGAGCAGGACUGAGGAUCUGCGGAGACACAGGGAGCACAGGAGCAGAUCUGCUAAGAGUGAGCAGCAGGGGAGGGACACAGAGGCACCAGCAGCUCCUGCCCACACAGAAGCCCCCUCUGGCCCACAGAAGAGGGCCUCGGCGCCCCCCGAGAGGGCCAGCAGGGGCUCGCUGGAGGAAAAGGUCCCGCUGAGAUCCAGGCCUACGCCCAAAUCUCCCAAAUCCCCCAAAUCCCCCAGACCCCCUGAGGCCAGCGUCAAGGCAGGAGGGAAGGCACCCAGGGGGGGGAGACACUCUCCCGCGGGGUCCAGCAGACCAGGAAGUGCCAAGCCGGGGGUAGUCCAUGGGGGCACCCACGCCAACACCCACGCCCCCGCCCACCCGGCACCACGCCCCACCCGAGCGGCCACGCCCACUCAGGUGUCCCAGCUGCCCCCACGUUCCCCUCGAGGAAGGGCGGGCCCCCGGCCCCCAUCCUCCACCUGCGUGGCCCCUUCCUCGGCGCUGGUGGUCCCCUGGCAGGCAGGCAAGGUGGAGCUGGUGCCCCUGGAGCUCCGGCUGACGGUGGUGGAGAGGGAGUACAGCCACAAGGAGCUGAUUCACAGGAAGAACCUGGCAGCCUGCACUAUACAGAGGGCCUGGAGGAGGUUCCACGUGCGAGGCAGGCUGAAGGAGGCGCUGUGUGCCGGGGAGGAGGGGGCGGAGUCGGCCGAGGCCACCUCCCUCCUGAUCCAGCUGUUAUGGGACAGGCGGGCGGAGCCAGGCCGCGCCCCUCCGAAAGCCACGCCCGAACUCCGCCCUCCUCCGGCCAGGGCAGGAAAGAAGAAAAGCACCGUGCUGCAGAGCAUCUACGGAGGAUCUCAGGCUAGGAGGGGGCACCCCACCAGGACUGCAACACUAACCUCCCGUAGUCACUCCCAGAUCCUGCUGGACCUGUCCCUGAGCACGAACACACACUUGAGCAGCAUCGAGUGUGUCCACCUCUUGGAGACCGUGGGUCAGGCCAGGCAGUUCUCCUACCACAUGAGGCCCCACAGCGCCGCCCAGGGCCCCAAGGGCCGCGGGAAACCCUGAUGCUCCGCCCGGCACUUCCGCAGACCGCACCGGGUCUCUGUUGGUACACUCCACAUCGCAGGGAACGAGCCUCCCACCCAACGGGCCACCAUCUCUGGCCCGAGCAAAGCACAACGGCUCUAUGAAGUUAAUAGGAAUUUCAGUUCAUUUCAUGGGUACGAAAUGCAAACAAGACGUUGUUUUGUAGUCUGACUACAACAAGAAAGCAAAGGGAGAGUGCUGGAGAUCCAAAGAAGCAGGAAAACGAACAAACGAAAACUAGCGCCCUUGUCAGAGUGCAAAGCCACAGGUGUUUGAACUUCUGUCUGGUGAGGGAUUCAUGCAUGUAGUUUAGAUCUGAGAUAUAAGUGAAGUUGAAGCCAUACAGUCCUGGACCAGCCAAAGGUGGGAUAAUGAGGGUAUACAGUUAAAAUCAUGCUUUCAUGUCCGCCUUUUUGUCUUCUCAAUCUGGCCACUUGUCACAACAUAUGUAGCUGAUGUCAAUAUUCCAGUGACAGAAUUAAUAUUUGUUAAUGAGCGCUAGUCCGUGCAAGUUCACUCAAAACAUUUGCCUUUUUCACAUGCAUGCAAACAAAUCUUAAUAUAAGCAUAUUUCUUUAACCGUGUUUUUGAGUAUAAGUCUUAAUAUUACUCGAUUUUCAUACAUGGCUUGGCCUUUUUAUAUGACAGUGUAAAGUGUUUCAACUGCCAACAUAUUUUUUAUAUGUAUACAUAUCUCGUGUGAAAGGCAAGAUGGCGGAAAGCUCUGGCCUGUAUUAUUGCCUCAAACAAAUUUUGCCUUAAAAUCUGGUUCAGUACUGGAUCUUACUUAGUUUUUAAGCCAGAACACUAUUGUCAUGACAACUUCAUGAGGGGGGGUGGAACCCGCACGGUUUUGCGCAAGAGAUAACCUUUCCUCUUGCGCAUGGAACGCAGCCAUCUGUCAACACCAAGCCAUACACCUAUCCCACCUGCAGUUGGCAAGCAGGCAGGGGGAUUAGAGCAUUACGGAGGGUCUGUCUGUUAGACAUCUUUAUCUAUGGUAUGCAAGUGACUGUUUAAAAGCCUUAUUGCGUAUGAUGGUUUGUAUGUUCACCUCCUCAAAGUUCAAACAAUGCUCUCCCUUGUACUCAUGGCACUUGAUACUCUACCCUGAAGCCAUGAAAGUUGCAAUACGUUUAUACUUUCCACAGCUUUAUUUGAAUGGGUAGCAAUAUUUAUUUGAGGUACUAUUGGCAUACCCUUUUCCCAGGGUAUAGUUGUAGAGUAUUUUGGAUCUGAAUUAGUGUCACUUCCAACCUAUGCAUAUUAUGAUUAUUAUUGCACAAAUUUUACUUGUAUUUUGAGACUUGUCAGUAUUUUUGCGUCAACUUCACGCUGACCUGCCUUUUGCAAGUCCUUGUUGGCUAUCCUUUUGUGAUUUGCCAUUUAUAAUUAUUAUAAACAAAUACCUCAUUAAUGUUGUGCAUAUUCUUAUACCCGUUUUUUGUACAACUGCUUAAAUAAAAGAAACAUUGCAAACAGU